This is a messenger RNA of Punica granatum (pomegranate), 849 nucleotides long. The record is from RefSeq and is a predicted model, not a curated record. NCBI's taxonomy places the organism in Eukaryota, Viridiplantae, Streptophyta, Magnoliopsida, Myrtales, Lythraceae.
AUGGAAGGUAGUUCUGCUUCUGUUACUUCCCAGGUGAGCAAGAGUGGUAAAAGGACAUGGACAUUAGCUGAGGAUGCAGUCCUCGUCUCUUGCAUGAUUGACCUACGGAAUAUGGGCACCCACAAUGCUGACACAGGAUUUAAGUCUGGCUACUUGCUAGAACUUGAGAAAAUGCUAUUGGAAAAGCUCUCGAAUUGUGGUAUCAAGGUGAGACCUCACAUUGAAUCUCGAUUGAAGACACUGAAGAGGGAAUGGGCUAUCGUGUAUGAUAUGAUGCUUAAUACAAGUGGCUUUGGAUGGGACUCAACACGGAAGAUGGUCACGGUGGAAGACGAUGUCUGGGAGACUUAUACUCACAAAGAAGCUGCUCCAUUUAGAAUGAGAAGUUUUCCCCAUUUCGAAGAAUUAUCUAUGAUAUAUGCGAAUGAUCAAGCUACUGGAAAAGAUGCUCAAGCUGUUGAAGAUAUUCUGCAAGAGCUCGAGAUUGAGCAUUUAACUGGAGUAGCCGAAGAAGCGGAUGUGAAUCAUUCAAACCCAAAUGAAUCUGCCAAUGGCAAUGCCAAUACCCCUACAUCGGGAGAUGUUUCGCGUGCUCAUCAACCACCUACAGAUGCAACGAGCUUGAAUACAAUGGCAACCGAAAUGAAAGAAGCUUGCAUGAUGAUCUCAAAGAGUGUUCACUCGGACAUUUAUCAAGAGAAGUUCCUUGAACUUUCGAGAGCUCUUCGUAAUGUUGAUGGUCUGACUUCAGCACAAGUUCGCAUGGCUAUUCAAAAGUUCGGUAACCAUCUGAGUUAUAUUCUACUUUUCUUUGGUAUCGAGCCAGAAUAUCGCUUAGAAAUGGUGUAG